UGAGCCAAUCAGGAGGUCUGUGUGAGAAUUCUCAUAGGGUAUGUUUAUUGUGGUCAAUUACUAUUAAAACACAUGCGUUCAAGAGAUGUGGGAUUCUAGGUUAAGCCAUCUCUAUUAGCCCCUGAGAAACUGAUGCUGAGCUGUUUCCUUGAACUGCUGCAAUCUGUGAGGAUUCUUGGAUUCCUGAGCAGGUUCAUCACAGCCCCUAUCCUAGAAUCCCCAGUACAGAAGCCAUCUGAAGUUAAGUGGCAAGUAAUUACAGCGUGGAAUGCAAUACCUGGAAAAGUGGUGGUUCAGCUGAAGCAUUCAAAAGAGCACUGGAAUGAAAUAAUGCAGAAGGGAAUGGGAGAUUGGCACAAGCGUGCUGAAAUGUUCGGUGUGGUUGUUGUUGGGAUUGGCGUCGCUGGCAGAGUUCGGAUCCGCGAUCUGCUGAAUCCACUGCCAAACAGCGCCGCAGAAAAGCUUAAACUCAUGGGUUUUGUCUCCAGGCGGACAUUAGGCAACAUAGAACAAGUGAAACAGAUCACACUGGAGGAAGCUCUACAAAGCAGUGAAAUACAAGCAGCUAUCAUCAGUUUGGAGAAUCGGUUUCAUGAGGAGUAUGUGAGGCUGUUUCUGGAGGCAGGGAAACAUGUCUGUGUGGAAUACCCAUUGGCACUGUCAGUGGCUGCUGCCCAAAAACUAUGGGAUCUUGCUGAUAUCAAAGGAAAAAUUCUACAUGUGGAGCACAUAGAAUUACUGGCAGAACCAUAUAAGCAGCUGAAACAGCAAGUGAAUAGAAAAGAGCUGAUAGAGGGUUCCCUGCAUUUUACAGGUGGGCCUCUAGAUCGACAACGCACCGGAUUCCCUGCCUUUAGUGGAAUAGCCCGUCUAUCCUGGCUUGUGGAUCUCUUUGGGGAGCUCACUUUGAAAUCUGCUACAUUGGAAGAACAACAAAAGCAGCAUUACUGGAAGAUGACAACACGUUUCCUUACUAAAAAUAGCAGACCCUUAAUAUGGACUGAGGAAAGAGGACCAGAGUUGAAACGCAAAAAACAAAUAAAUUUCCAGUUCAAAUCAGAUACUUUGGAUCAUCUUCCAGAAGCACCUAAUACCCGUGUUGGACUAUUCAUGCAAGACCUCAAUUUGUUUGCCCAGAAACUAGCAGGGCAAACACCCACUGAGCUCUCUGAAAAGAAUCGCCUCCUGCACUGUCUGGACCUGGCGGAUGAGAUAAGAAUUUUCUGUGAGCAGGUUCCACCAAGCUAACAAUAAUUGCACUUCCUCUGUCUUCUGCAAAUAAAAUUAUUGGUUUGAUAGAUUAUCAUUCAGAAUUACCAUGUAGGCCUAGAUUUUUAAUUUCUGAGUAAUACGAUUGCCUGUUUUAGUCCUUUUCACCACAUAUUAAUAAUAAUAACAAAAGAUAAUAUAUAUCCUGGUUUUAAGGGAUGAGAUAACUACCAAGCAGUUGAAUGGACAUUUCUAUCUGAUUUCUCUGGACUGCUUUUUGUUUUGUUAAAUUAAGUUGUUAAUUGUUAAAACAUCAGAUCACUGCAGGUAGGAUUUUUAUUAUUAUGCACAAAGCUUUUAUAUUAAGUAAUAAAUGGAGAGAGUGUUACACGGAGUCAUGCUACAAAAAUAUUUUUUCAGUCAGUAUAACUCUACACACUCAACAGUUGUGCAUUGAUAUUAUUUGAUUUCUUACACACACACACACACACACACACACACACACACACACACACACACAGUUAUUAGGCAGGCAUGUCAUUGUUCUCUAAUAUAGCCAUGCAAACUGUGUAAUGUGCAUGUUGGGAGAAUAAUAAUUGAAAACCAAAUUUUAAUUUAAUGCAAAAGAAUAUUCAUCCCUGAAUUUCAAUAACAUUCCAGGGGCUUCUCGUCAUAAUUUGCAGCCUCCACGAUUUUGAUUAAAAUAGUUUUGAGGUAGCAACAUA
Molecule: messenger RNA, 1934 nt
Organism: Rhincodon typus (whale shark)
Lineage: Eukaryota; Metazoa; Chordata; Chondrichthyes; Orectolobiformes; Rhincodontidae
Gene: blvra
Product: biliverdin reductase A
Exons: 9
Coding region: 133-1248 (371 amino acids)
Biological process (GO): heme catabolic process
Cellular component (GO): cytoplasm
Molecular function (GO): zinc ion binding; nucleotide binding; biliverdin reductase [NAD(P)H] activity
Source: RefSeq, a predicted model, not a curated record